AUGAUGUCGGAAGCUGCGCCCCCAAUCAUCGAUGCUCAAUUUAAAAAUUCUUUGGAAGGCCAGAGAGUGAUCAUCCCAAGUAUCUACAAAUUGGUACCGGAAUGGAAGCCAACUCUUCACGAGAAAUAUAAGCUUGCGCGGGAAGAAUCUCUCGACCCGUGGAUCAGAAGAUGGGUGGUAGACAAAGAUACAGCACGAGCUCUCUGUGCGGCCGAUUUUGGUCGUUUUGCUGCAGUAUGGGUCCCUAAUCAUCGACCAUAUGAGAUCCUCUGCUCUGCUUCAAAAUACUUUGCCUGGUACUUUGUAUUUGACGACAUCUUCGACUGCGGAUCCUUAAAGUAUAACCAGCUUGGGGCCCAGCGCUACCGAGAUGCGAGCCUGGAUUACUUCCGUUUCACCCUACUCGGGCAAGGAAUAAUGCCGGACCUAUCCUCCUUUGAUCUCCAGCUUCAAAAUGCAUUGCAUUGCUGGGAUGAAGUUGGCGAUCAUAUUCGAGGAAAUUGUUCCCAAGCGACUCGUGAAGUGCUUUGCACGGAGAUGCUUCGAUACGUCCAGAGUCUGAACAAUGUCGACAUCAUUUUCAAAGACAAUAAGUUGCCGUCCGUUGAGCAAUAUUGGGAGAGGCGUGAAGCCACCGCAGCUGCUCUGUGCGUGGUGGCCACCAUUCCAUUCGUUUACGGAAUGGACGUGGAGAAGUCAGUUUGUGACGGUCUUGUCAUGCGCAAACUUUGGAAACACUGCUCUUCAUUUGUACACAUAUCAAACGACAUGUUCUCCUUCCGCAAGGAAAUGAUGGACGACCAAUUCGAGAACCUGAUCCCUAUCUUGAUGCUCAACAACAAUCUCAGCUGCAAUGUUGCGAUGCAAGAGAGCUACGAGUUACUUCGUCAUGAAGUUGAAGGACUCCGUCACUCUCGGGCUCUCUUGACAAAUAGUAGCAAAGAAGUACCUGCCAAUAUUUCCGCCGCAUUCAUUCAAGGCUGCUACGACAUAGCUAUGGGGCUAGCGCAUUGGAGUUACUGCGGUGCACGAUACUUGAAAGACUGCGAUCGGGGCAAUGAGGACGUCAUCUCUUAUACGAUUCAGAAACGCUGCCGAGGAAAUUGCACCGUCAAGUCUUUUGACGAGCAAGACCAAGGCUUGCAACUUUCGAAGGCGGAAAUGUUUUCUAUGUCCAAUCACGUCCCUCCCUUCGCCUCGAAAGCUUAG
Molecule: messenger RNA, 1209 nt
Organism: Penicillium oxalicum
Lineage: Eukaryota; Fungi; Ascomycota; Eurotiomycetes; Eurotiales; Aspergillaceae
Product: terpene synthase family protein
Exons: 9
Coding region: 1-1209 (402 amino acids)
Source: RefSeq, a predicted model, not a curated record